CGUGGCAUAGGCACGAACAACUUCCACGUUAGCCGCCAUUUUGAUUUUUGACACUGAGCGAAAAUUGGUGACUUCAUUGAAUUCAAGAUUGAUUCUUCAAAUAACGUUUAAAAUUUGUGCAAAAAUAUUAUACUUAAGUCGCCAAAAUGGGGAAUAUGUUUGCAAAUUUAUUUAAGGGCCUAUUUGGCAAAAAAGAAAUGAGAAUAUUGAUGGUUGGUUUGGAUGCAGCUGGUAAAACCACAAUUCUAUAUAAACUCAAAUUAGGAGAAAUCGUAACAACAAUUCCUACAAUUGGCUUUAAUGUGGAGACAGUAGAAUACAAAAACAUCAGUUUUACUGUAUGGGAUGUUGGUGGUCAAGACAAAAUUAGACCAUUGUGGAGGCAUUACUUCCAAAACACACAGGGUCUUAUCUUCGUAGUAGACAGUAAUGACAGAGAGCGUAUAGGCGAAGCGCGCGAGGAGCUAAUGCGAAUGUUAAGCGAAGAUGAGUUGCGGGACGCAGUACUCUUGAUCUUUGCAAACAAACAGGACCUGCCCAACGCGAUGAACGCGGCCGAGAUAACGGACAAGCUGGGCCUGCAUUCGUUGCGCAACCGCAACUGGUACAUCCAAGCGACGUGCGCCACCUCCGGCGAUGGGCUCUACGAGGGACUGGACUGGCUCUCCAACCAGCUCAAAAACGCCAACCGCUAACCGCCCACUUCACACUCAGAGACUAUGGUUUAACUUCAAUUUAUUUGCUAAUGUAUUAUGUGAAUCAAAUGUAUUACAGCGUAUUGCGUCGAUCCACCCGGGCCGCCGCUUCAACUCUUCGGAAUACUGUUUUUAGUUUGUCUCCUCCGGUGGCCGGAUCUCUCUUCAUCGCACCCGGUACUUAUUGCUCGUGUGUGACGUUGAACAAAUAUUGUAAAUGCGAAAUUUCUGAAUUAGCCAUCGUGAUGUGGAUAGGUAACUGACGUGAUAGUGAAUCACAUAACAUGUUUUAUAAGUGUAAUAUGGAAUAAGUUGUCGUAAUAAAGUAUUUAAAGUUAAUUGACAUCUAUGAUUUUCGUUAGCGUAGUGCACCUUCAGUGCAGAUGUAGAGCGCGUGUCCGCCUUCGCCGCAGAUGACUUCUAUGGAGUCCCAUAUUAGUCCCCGACCUAUUCGCAUCGCUUCGAACGCCGCUCGAAGCCAUCGGUUUUGUGCAUAUUCCAUUUAUUCGACCUAUUGUAUGAUGAUAGUUUAUUUUUUACGGAAGUUAACUAGGUAGAUUAAGCUGUUAUGUAAUUUACAUCAGAAACCCGUUCGUCGUCGAAUGAGCCGCAUUUAUGGAUGACUUCGCGACGGAUCGAAAUAUUUAAUUUAGGUGUAUUAUGUAUUAGAUUACUGUCAUUUGGGAAGUUGCGCGUACGGGAAGCGGUCGGAAUCCUCUACGGUACUUCGCUCUUACACAACUAAUUAUAACUUAGCAUUUUUAUAAUAAUUUAGAUGAGAUUGUUACACAAUUCAAGGAUACAAUAAUUAUGCAAAGUGUGGUAAAGAGAGUAAUUUUUAAUUUUAUGAAAAGGUUUAUUGAAGCAAAAUGUGACAUUCCGGUUUGUCUUAAUGCUGUAUUAUGGAAUAAAAUAUCCUCACCAAA
Pieris brassicae (large cabbage white) is the source of this 1621-nucleotide messenger RNA. RefSeq names its product ADP-ribosylation factor 1 (gene Arf79F). Gene Ontology annotation, molecular function: GTPase activity; GTP binding. Lineage: Eukaryota; Metazoa; Arthropoda; Insecta; Lepidoptera; Pieridae. The coding region runs from base 147 to 695 and encodes 182 amino acids. Gene Ontology annotation, cellular component: cytoplasm; plasma membrane. The record is from RefSeq and is a predicted model, not a curated record. The transcript is spliced from 5 exons. Gene Ontology annotation, biological process: intracellular protein transport; vesicle-mediated transport.